Messenger RNA from Boleophthalmus pectinirostris (great blue-spotted mudskipper), 3966 nucleotides. It is a transcript of the gene shc2, whose product is annotated as SHC (Src homology 2 domain containing) transforming protein 2. The record is from RefSeq and is a predicted model, not a curated record. Gene Ontology annotation, cellular component: plasma membrane. The coding region runs from base 616 to 2784 and encodes 722 amino acids. Gene Ontology annotation, biological process: cell surface receptor protein tyrosine kinase signaling pathway; intracellular signal transduction. The transcript is spliced from 13 exons. Lineage: Eukaryota; Metazoa; Chordata; Actinopteri; Gobiiformes; Gobiidae. Gene Ontology annotation, molecular function: receptor tyrosine kinase binding.
UGCAAGAGUGCACACAUAGGCACUUAAAAUAAUUAGAUGUAACUCAUGCCAGUGUUCAUUUUUUUUCACAGAAUAGAAAAAUAGAUAGAAUGCUUAGGUAGUUCAUCUAUAAUUUAUCUAUCAACAAAAGAACACAAAGUCUGAAAGUAAUAAAUUGUAAAAUAUGUGUUACUCAUGGUUUGAAAAUGGGUGUUGUGUUGUUUAUAAUCAACUGUGAUUAUUAGAGAGUAGGAUGGCCAAGGCAGAUGUGUCUUAGCUAAUACUGUCUAAAAGCAGCUGGGCAGGGCAGGGCUAAUAGACUCAAUGACAUCAUCCAAAGAGAGAAAGGGAGGGAGAGAGCACAGAGCAGCCGGAGGCUGUAAAAGCCACCAGGCCGGCACAGACACAGAGGACAGCGGCAUGGGACCGUGUGUGUGUGCGGACUGCAGAGGACCUGACUGCCUUCACCUCCCUUUGACAGGAAUAUACUGCAGGGUUUGGGGACUGUCAUCUUAGCUUUGGCCCUUUAUUAUUUUCACCUUUCCCCUUCCCUUUCCCCUCUUUCCUUUUUCUAUCCAUCUAUCCUCUGGAAGUGACCCCCCCUUUUCAGCUCCUGCUACAGAAGGCUCUCCGGGCAUGCUCCUUAAGCCAAAGUAUGGCCGCUUUCGCAAUGAGUCUGUGACCUCUUCUGAAGACCUGAUGCAGAGCUUAGCCAUGAGUGGCAAAGUGGUGGCCACACCAGUGGUAUCUUCCUCCACGCCAAGCCUCCCACUGCCCCCCAUGCCCCCUCUGGACCCUGGCCUCCGGUCCGCAUCUGCAUCUGGUGGUGCUGCAGCGCUGGCAGAUUCGCCCUGUUUGGAUGGGGAGCAGGAUGGCACCACUACCUUCUGUAUGCUCAUCCCUAAAAUGCCUCAGUGGAAGUUCUCCAACUCACUGCUCAGUCGUAGCCCAUCUAAUUCCAGCGCCAGCUCCAGCUCUAGCAAGGACUCAGGCAGAGCAGCAGGGCCGCUCUCACAGACUUCUGCCUCUCCUUCCUCCUCUUCCUCACACAGGCUAAAUAUGGCAUCCAGCGGUCCGGUGGCCAGUCUGGCAGCUGUGCUUAACUCAUGUGACCCUGUGUGUGUCACUCCAUGUUCCUUACAGGCCAUCCGGGGUCAAAGGGCAGUGGCAUCAGCAAAUUCGACCAACCCUGGUGGGCAUAGCUUUGGGGCUACAGAGGCCAUGGCGAGCCCUGGGAGUACUUUCAGCUGCAGGUCAGGACUAAGCCGCAGGACCAGAGGAGAGGGAGCAGUGUGGCUGGGGAAUGAGGAAUUCAGCCAGAAAAGCAGCUUCAUCCACAAACCAACCCAGGGCUGGCUCCAUCCUGACAAGAAGAUUGCAGGACCAGGUGCCUCUUAUAUUGUCAGGUACAUGGGCUGUAUUGAAGUACAGAAGUCAAUGCGCUCUUUAGACUUCAACACUCGCACUCAGGUGACCAGAGAAGCCAUCAAUAGACUUUGUGACGCUGUCCCUGGUGGAAAGGGUGCAUGGCGUAAGAAGGCACUAAAUAAAGCUCUACAGUCCAUCAUGGGUAAGAGUAACCUUCGGUUUGCAGGCAUGAGCAUCGCUGUCAGUAUUUCCAUAGAUGGUCUGAGCCUUCUCAUCCCAACUACACGGCAGGUGAUUGCGCACCAUCCCAUGCAGUCCAUUUCUUUUGCCUCUGGGGGAGACACAGAUACACCUGAUUAUGUUGCAUAUGUGGCCAAAGAUCCAGUAAAUCAAAGAGCUUGCCAUAUCCUGGAGUGUUCAGAUGGUUUGGCUCAGAGUGUCAUCAGUACAAUUGGUCAGGCUUUUGAGCUGCAGUUCAAACAAUAUCUACACAGCCCCCCAAAGACCAUGACAUCUGCUGAAAGGUCAAUGAGGCCAGAGGAGCCAGUGUGGGGGGAGGAGGAGGACUUCUCAGAUCAUGACUAUUAUAACAGCAUCCCAGGAAAGGAGCCCCCUGUUGGUGGAGUGGUAGAUACCAGGCUUCGGCCCAGUGCGUCCCUACUUGGUCACAUUCACACACAGCCUCAGAGCAAGAACACAUCACAGAUGGGAUCUCGGAGAGAGCAGAUCUCACACCCUCCUGGUCAGCUGUGCUAUGAACUUCACUGGGACACAGAGGUGACACACAGCUCAGGUCUGACCUCAGAUGGAUAUCUGUGUGCUGACGGACAUCCAGGAAACAAAGAUUAUGAGGAGCACCAGUAUGUCAACACGCAAAGUCUGGACAACCUGGAGUCUCUUUUACAUGAGCCCAAUGGACACACUGCAGCUAAGGCACCAGACAGCCCCAAGAAAGACCUCUUUGAUAUGAGGCCAUUUGAAGAUGCUCUGAAACUCCAUGAGGCCGGUGGUGGACUUGUAGGCUCUACUGUUCCCCUUGUGUCUGGUGCUGGAGGAACAGUGCGUGUGCUAGAGGAUCAAUGGCCCAGUCCUCCUCGCCGCCGGGCCCCUGUGGCUCCAAAUGAGGAGCAGCUGCGCAGAGAACUGUGGUACCACAGUCGUAUGAGCCGGAGGGAUGCAGAGAAACUCUUGAUAAGAGACGGGGACUUCCUAGUUCGGGAAAGCACAACCAACCCAGGGCAGUAUGUGCUGACAGGCAUGCACUGUGGUCUACCUAAGCACCUGCUGCUGGUUGAUCCUGAAGGAGUGGUCCGGACCAAAGACAUGUUGUUUGAAAGCAUAAGUCACCUUAUUUCAUAUCACCUGAAGAAUGAGCUGCCAAUUGUAGCAGCGGAGAGUGAGCUUCACCUAAAACAAGUGGUCAGAAGAAAACCAUAAGAAUGUCUGCAUGAUAUGAUUCAUACUGGCAUGAUUUGAGAUGUUUUGCAUUAUUGACCUUGGACAAAUUACAACUGUGAAGGACAACAUCAGUGUUUUUAGUGAAACACUGGAUUCUCAACAAAUGACACCAUUGGUCUAAAAGAAUUAAACUCAACAUGAAAAAAAAGUUACACUAAUGGUUGAGCUGGAAAUGUCAAAGUUGUAUGGCUGCAGAUGUUUUGAGAUAUCAUCAAGGACAGAAGACACAACACACAAGACUUUUGGGGUUCCUGCCUAUAAUGGAUGUCUUAAAAGUGUUAAAAGUGCCACACAAGGAAUGAAACCUGUACCUUUCCUUCAAUGAAUCAGUGAGGUCUACUGAACAAAACUGAAACUUGUUUAGGAUUUGUCAAAGAAUCUCGAUGAGAGAUAUUUGCUCCAUUUGGUGACUCAGACUUACAGGUCAUGCAAAUUACACAACUGAUAUUUUUACGAUACAGAACAAAGUAUGUACUAACCAGAGACUCAAUUCUUUGUAAUCUCCUGCUUUUAAAAUGUGUUAUGAACAUAAUUUUUAAGGCAAGAUUUUGUUAAAAUACAGGAACCCUACUUCAGCCAUUUCUGUUCUUCUGAAACAUAUUUUUAAGGGCUGUUCAUAUUUUUAUGUGUGACUUUGACUGUUGUUCUCAGAUGCCCUAUAGUUUUCUCAGCUGCACUUAGUAUCUAAGUCUGUACAUCUCUAUCAUGUUCAACUUCAGUGCCUUACAACUACAGGCUUUGGUCCUAUUCACAUGCAGUCAUGAUACAACUGCAAAACAAUAACCUGGUUAAAAAUGACAAAAAAAAAAACCUAAUAGCUACUAACAGUAAAGUAAGCUGCUUUUAUUUUAUGCUGGAUGCUGUAUAAUAGUUUAGCAACACACUGGAAGUGUUUGCUUAUGCCCUUAUAUGUCCAUUGCAACUCAGGAAAAAACAUAAUUAUUGUAAUAUUUCAUCUAUUUUUACUCUAUUUCUGCUUACUGUUACAACAUUGUGUUCUGUUAUGUUCUAUACUUCACAGUUCUGGACAGUUUGGGUUGUGGGCAUUUCUGCUCUAUUUAUCUGUCCUAUGCUAUGUAUCAGCCUGAUGCAGAUAAUUUAUGGUUUAAUGGUCCAUUUUAAAUCAGUAGCUUUGCCAAUAAAAUAGUCUAUUAUAUACAA